AUGGAAGACCACAGGCAGGCUAAUUGCAAUGUCAUUGGGGAACUAAUAAAAUCAAAAUACAUGUCAAUAAAGAGAGUACGCACACCACAUGACAUAAUCAACGACAUGCUAGAUGAUUUUGGUGUUUCAAUGGGGUACCAAAAAGCCUGGAGAGCAAGAGAAAAAGCUUUAGAAUUGGCAAGGGGAAACCAAGAUGAUUCAUACCAAAAACUUCCCAUCUACCUUCACAUGCUAAAAGUCUCGAACCCAGGUACAAUUACACACCUGGUUACAGACAAUACAGAUCACUUCAAAUAUAUGUACCUAGCAUUUGCAAAUUCCAUCAAAGGAUGGAAACACUGUAGGCUAGUCAUUGUGAUAGAUGGAACUUACUUGAAGACAUCAUUUGAGAGAACUUUAUUCACUGCUUCAACAAUGGAUGCUAACAACAACAUAUUCCCAUUAACCUUUGGAAUAGGAGACUCUGAAAAUGAUUCAUCAUGGUUAUGGUUUUUCACAAAGCUAAAGGAGACAUAUGGAGAAAGAGAAGGUAUGGCAAUCAUUUCAGACAGGCAUAAAAGCAUAGAAAAUGCUAUAGACGAUGUAUACCCAAAAGCUUUCCAUGGAGCAUGCAUAUUCCACCUGUUAAACAACAUCAAAGUCAAUUUCGGUGUCCAUGGGGAGGACCUAAACCUAAACUUUGUCAAAGUAGCAAAGGCAUAUAGGGUACAAUCAUUUGAGCACUACAUGCAUGAAAUAGACAAGAUUGACACACGCAUAAGACCGUAUUUACAAAAAAUUGGAUAUUCAACUUGGUCUAGAUGCCAUGCUCCAACAAGAAGAUAUACAAUGAUGACAUCAAAUAUAGCUGAAUCAAUAAAUGCUGCAUUGAAAGUUGCGAGAACGCUGCCAAUCACUACAAUGAUGGAGGGCCUUCGAAGUUUAGUUCAAAAAUGGGUAUGGAAAAAUGGUAACAAAGCAAACGGAACAUUCACACAAGUAACAAUAGAUACUGAAACUGUGCUUAGAGAAAACUUUAUUCGUGCCAUUAAAUUUCAGGUCUUCCCAGUAAACACUAUACUGUACCAAGUUGUGGUUGAACAGAAAUGA
Molecule: messenger RNA, 1089 nt
Organism: Humulus lupulus (European hop)
Lineage: Eukaryota; Viridiplantae; Streptophyta; Magnoliopsida; Rosales; Cannabaceae
Exons: 3
Coding region: 1-1089 (362 amino acids)
Source: RefSeq, a predicted model, not a curated record